Molecule: messenger RNA, 660 nt
Organism: Coffea eugenioides
Lineage: Eukaryota; Viridiplantae; Streptophyta; Magnoliopsida; Gentianales; Rubiaceae
Exons: 3
Coding region: 1-660 (219 amino acids)
Source: RefSeq, a predicted model, not a curated record
AUGAAGUACCCAUUGGAGAAUCUAGCUAAGUUGUACAUGGAUGAAAUCAUCAGGUUACAUGGAAUUCCUGAUGAAGUAGGUGAACGGAAGAUCUUAAACCCGAUCACAGUGCCCUGGAUUGAGAAAGCGAAUGAGAAGGUAAAAUUGGUACGUCAAAGGAUUCAAACCGCGCAAAGUCGUCAGAAGAGCUAUGCAGAUAAUCGGAGGAAGGAUUUGAAAUUUUCGAUUGGAGAUUUAGUGUUUCUUAAAAUCACACCGCUGAAAGCGAGCUUGAUGUCUGGGAAAGGAAAGAGGUUACAACCGAGGUAUGUAGAACCUUAUAAGAUUAUCCAACGUGUGGGGAAUGUGGCAUACAAGUUGGAGUUGUCGCCAAGUUUAUCCCGAAUUCAUAAUGUGUUUCAUGUAUCUAUACUUAAGAAGUAUCAUCCAGACCCUUCUCACAUUUUGCAACCGGAGGGUAUUGAAAUUGAUGAAACCCUGACCUAUGAGGAGAAACCGGUGAAACUUUUGGAUAGGAAGGUGAAAGAAUUGAGAAAUAAACAGAUACCGUUGGUGAAAGUUCUUUGGAGGAACCACGGUCUAGAGGAAGCGACUUGGGAAGUCGAGAAAGCAAUUCGAGAAAAGUAUCCAGACCUAUUCAUCAAUCAAGCUUUAAAUUGA